Messenger RNA from Limanda limanda (common dab), 1749 nucleotides. Its product is annotated as radixin. Gene Ontology annotation, molecular function: cell adhesion molecule binding; actin binding. Gene Ontology annotation, cellular component: cytoskeleton; plasma membrane; apical part of cell. Lineage: Eukaryota; Metazoa; Chordata; Actinopteri; Pleuronectiformes; Pleuronectidae. The transcript has 14 exons. Gene Ontology annotation, biological process: regulation of organelle assembly; positive regulation of protein localization to early endosome; positive regulation of early endosome to late endosome transport. The record is from RefSeq and is a predicted model, not a curated record. Bases 31 to 1749 code for a protein of 572 amino acids.
AAUCAGGGGACAGGUGGAGAAAGGAGAAAGAUGCCUAAACCAAUCAAUGUGCGCGUCACCACCAUGGACGCUGAGCUGGAGUUUGCCAUCCAGCCCAACACCACAGGCAAACAGCUCUUUGACCAGGUGGUGAAGACGGUGGGUUUGAGGGAGGUCUGGUUCUUCGGCCUCCAGUACACAGACAGUAAAGGUUACGUGACGUGGCUCAAACUCAACAAAAAGGUGACCCAGCAGGAUGUGAAGAAGGAGAAUCCGCUACAGUUCAAGUUCAGAGCAAAGUUCUUCCCAGAGGAUGUUUCCGAGGAGCUGAUCCAGGAGAUCACACAGAAGCUCUUCUUCCUGCAGGUGAAGGAGGCCAUUUUAAACGAUGAGAACUACUGUCCCCCGGAGACGGCCGUGCUGCUGGCGUCCUACGCUGUCCAGGCCAAGUAUGGAGAUUACAACAAAGAUGGUCACAAGCCGGGCUACCUGGCCUCCGACCGGCUACUGCCACAACGAGUUCUGGAGCAACACAAGCUGACAAAGGAACAGUGGGAGGACAGAAUACAGACCUGGCAUGAGGAACACAGAAGCAUGCUCAGGGAGGACGCCAUGAUGGAGUAUCUGAAGAUCGCUCAGGACCUGGAGAUGUAUGGUGUCAACUACUUUGAAAUAAAAAACAAGAAAGGCACGGAGCUGUGGCUCGGGGUCGACGCGCUGGGGCUUAACAUCUAUGAGCAUGAAGACAAGUUGUCACCAAAGAUCGGCUUCCCCUGGAGCGAAAUCAGAAACAUCUCCUUCAACGACAAGAAGUUUGUCAUUAAGCCCAUUGAUAAGAAAGCUCCAGAUUUUGUGUUUUACGCCCCUCGGUUGCGCAUCAACAAGCGCAUCCUGGCGUUAUGUAUGGGGAACCAUGAGCUGUACAUGAGGAGGAGGAAGCCCGACACCAUCGAGGUGCAGCAGAUGAAGGCUCAGGCCCGAGAGGAAAAACACCACAAACAGAUGGAGAGAGCGCAGCUGGAGAACGAGAAGAAGAAGCGAGAGCACGCGGAGAGGGAAAAGGAGCGAAUAGAGAGAGAGAAGGAGGAGCUGAUCCAGAGGUUGAGGCAGAUCGAGGAGCAGACACACAGAGCUCAGAAAGAGCUGGAGGAUCAGACUCGCAAAGCACUUGAGUUGGAUCAGGAGCGGAAGCGAGCGAAGGAGGAGGCCGAGCGCUUGGAGAAGGAGAGGCAGGCGGCGGAGGAGGCCAAGGCGUCGCUGGCUCAGCAGGCGGCCGACCAGAUGAAGAACCACGAACAACUGGCUGCUGAACUAGCAGAGUUCACUGCUAAAAUUGCUCUGCUUGAGGAGGCAAAGAGGAAAAAAGAAGAGGAAGCAACAGAGUGGCAACACAAAGCUCUAUCAGCACAAGAAGACCUGGAAAAGACCCGGGAGGAGCUGAAGACAGCCAUGACGUCUCCACCGGCGCCAGAGAACGACGAACAAGACGAAACUAACGCCGAGGCGAGCGCCGAGCUGCUCAGCGACGGCGUCACCAGCCACCGCAGCGAGGAGGAACGCAUCACUGAGGCGCAGAAGAACGAACGUGUCAAGAAACAGCUACAGGCUCUGAGUUCCGAGUUGGCCGAGGCCCGUGACGACACAAAGAAAACCCAGAACGACAUGCUGCACGCCGAGAACGUCAGGGCAGGAAGAGACAAGUACAAAACCCUGCGCCAGAUUCGCCAGGGUAACACCAAGCAGCGCAUCGACGAGUUUGAGUCCAUGUGA